AGCAAGGUCUGUGAGCAAGGCGCGUGUUCGACCAACGCCAACGCUUCCCAAGUUGGGUUGACGUUUGACAACGUGCUCGGUGGUGCCAGAGAAUACCUGCGGUACCUUCUCCGGGCGUCUUUCGCAAUCGCGCCUACCUUGUUGCAGGUCGAAAUGUUGACCUACAAAGCAGGGGACGAGAUUUUGUCCUCAACGCCAUUCGUCUACGUCUUGGGCAAAGAAGGCCGCGGCCUUAUGUGCGACUACUGCUUUUUGGAAUCCCCGAGCCUGAAGCGGUGUUCUGCGUGCAGAUACGUCUCCUUUUGCAACAAGCAAUGUCAGAAAUUGGCCUGGCCAGACCACAAGGUGGAGUGUGCUGGUCUGCGCAAAGUGUCUCCCAAUGUGCCUGACUCGUCAGUGCGGUACUUUUGCAGACUGCUGGUGAAGCUCAGUAACAAAAAUGCAUGGUCAGAAGCCGAGGAGGUGUUUGGAAAGCAAAGGUGUUUUACAGAUCUCGUUUCACAUGUGGAUUCCAUUAAAAUUGACCACCCACGCUACUUCAAAGAAUUUAAACGACUCUGGGAGACCAGCAAAAUUUUCCUGGAUGACAAGUAUCUACCAGAACCUGAGGUUGGCCUGGAGAUUUAUGGCAAAAUGAUUAUUAACAGCUAUUGCAUAUGCAGUGAUGAACACACUCCUAUUGGAACUGGCUUAUAUAUUGGCCCAUCAAUCCUUGACCAUUCAUGUUCUCCAAAUGCACAUGCAGUUUAUGAAGGGCAUAAACUGCACCUUAGGGCUGCAAAGGAUAUCAAUUGCAGCAUUGUUGAUGGUAUCAGAGUCAGCUACAUUGAUGUGAUGGCUCCCAGGAAAGUGAGGCAAGAAGAGUUGAGAAGCCAGUACUACUUUGAGUGCAAAUGUGUAAAGUGCAGUGACACGGUGCCUGAUUAUGUGACAGAGAAGUCACGUGCGCUUACUGCAAGUGUUAAAGAAAAGAUGAAGAAAAUUGAUAUGCAAGCAAUGCAGAAUACUGCAAUACUCCAGCAGAUACACCAUUGGACUGAAGAGCUGUUGGAAACUGAGCAGCUCUCAGAGACCGAUUACGCUCGCAUCCAUGCUCUGGACCUUCAGGCCAAGUGCUGCCUAGCUCUGGAGGACUACCGGGGUGCACUGCCACCUUAUUUGGCCCGAGAGUCCAUAUAUAGGGAGUGUUAUGGGCCACACAGUCCUGUUUAUGGUGUGCUGCUCUACAGCAUAGCAAAACUCUUUCAUGUCACAGUGCAACUAACAGAGGCUAUGGAGUACUUUGAGAAGGCUGAAGCAGUGCUGGCUGUCAGUCAUGGGCGUUCUCACUCUCUCUACAAACAUCUUAAGUUCUCGUAUGACCACUGCAAGCGUGAAGUGGAAAAUCCAGGAAAGGGAAAGGGCAUCACACUGAAGUUACAAUAGCAGUGAGCACACUCAGAUGGGAUUAUCUCUGCACACUUUUCAAAUAAAAAGGGUGCCAACGUUCUUUAUAUGUCUUAACUGUAGAACAAAAUAAACAGAUUUAUUUGCUCCA
This is a messenger RNA of Rhipicephalus microplus (southern cattle tick), 1537 nucleotides long. RefSeq names its product histone-lysine N-methyltransferase SMYD3. Gene Ontology annotation, cellular component: nucleus. Gene Ontology annotation, molecular function: protein binding. NCBI's taxonomy places the organism in Eukaryota, Metazoa, Arthropoda, Arachnida, Ixodida, Ixodidae. The record is from RefSeq and is a predicted model, not a curated record.